Achroia grisella is the source of this 1768-nucleotide messenger RNA. It is a transcript of the gene Spt-I, whose product is annotated as serine palmitoyltransferase 1. NCBI's taxonomy places the organism in Eukaryota, Metazoa, Arthropoda, Insecta, Lepidoptera, Pyralidae. Gene Ontology annotation, biological process: ceramide biosynthetic process; sphingosine biosynthetic process. Gene Ontology annotation, molecular function: pyridoxal phosphate binding; serine C-palmitoyltransferase activity. The coding region runs from base 373 to 1722 and encodes 449 amino acids. The record is from RefSeq and is a predicted model, not a curated record. The transcript has 6 exons. Gene Ontology annotation, cellular component: endoplasmic reticulum.
AUCACAAACUUUAUUACCUACUUCAAUUUCCUGAUUUAUUAAAAUACAUUACUAAUACGAAUAGGAAUUUUUCUAUCAGUAUCGUUAUUAUUUAAAUAUUUUCUCUUCCAAAGACGAUAUGAUAGUUGAAUUGAAUUAUUGGAUAUGUUAUUUGUAAUACAGCAAUUUAUUGAGUGUUUGUUUAUUCUUGGUUUUCAUUCUAAAUCUAUAAUUUCUUCAUUACACAAAUUAGGGUAACUCCUAUACUCCUGAGAUUAUAUUUGUAGUAUAAUCUAGUUUGUGGUUAUUAUAUUGUUGACAGUAAUCUGUUGAUAUUCUCUUAAAAGUAUAACCACAAAACUUUAAUCCAAAUUUUAAAUAUAUCAAAUAACCAUGAUCCUAGUCGACAUUUAUGAUAUGGCGAGUUGGUGGACAUUAGUAAUAGCAGUCCAAGUGAUACUGGGCUCCAUGUAUUUUCUAUGGACGAAGAAGAAAUCGAAAUCCUACGAUCCUCUAUGCAACGGAAGACCCAUGGAAUGGAGUCCACAACCACUGAUCGAGCAGGAUAUUAUGAUGGAAACUCCACCGUUAAUGGGAAAAAUUGAUGAUAAAGUACUGAAUGUUGGUGCAACCAGCUUUCUUCGCUUUAACAAUGAAGAAUCUAUAAUAGAGAGUUCAUUGAAAGCCUUAGACAAAUACGGCGUGGGUUCUUGUGGACCUAGAGGUUUCUAUGGCACUAUUGAUGUACAUUUAGAGUUGGAAGAGCGAUUGGCAAAGUUCCUGGAGGUGGAGGAAACAGCGGUCUACUCUUACGGGUUUUCAACAAUAUCAAGUGCUAUACCUUCUUACGCUAAGCGUGGAGAUAUUAUAUUUGUUGAUGAAAAUGUUUGGUUCGCCAUCCAAAAAGGGCUUGAUGCUACCCGCAGCACUAUACGAUACUUCAGACACAAUGAUAUGAACCACCUUGAGGAACUUCUGUCCGAGGCGAACAAGAAAAAGGAACUGAAUUCCCGCAGACGGGCAUUCCUCGUUGCUGAAGCUAUUUACAUGAAUACUGGAGAGAUGUGUCCGUUGAAGAAACUGGUAGAGUUAGCGAGGAAAUAUAAGUUGCGGAUCAUGCUGGACGAAAGUUUAUCUAUUGGGGUGUUGGGUAAACACGGCAGAGGUAUAACAGAGCAUCUAAACAUACCCAGAGAUGAAAUAGAUCUGAUUAUGGGCUCGUUGGAGCAUUCAUUCGCAACUAUCGGCGGAUUCUGUGCCGGCACCCACUACAUUGUGGAACAUCAAAGGCUUUCUGGAUUAGGUUAUUGCUUCAGUGCAUCUUUACCUCCGAUGUUAACGCAAGCAGCUAUUACUGCCCUCGAUGUAUUAGAGGAGAAUCCGGGCGUUAUUAGUGAGCUGGAUGUGAACAGUAGGAAGCUGAACAGGGCUUUAUCAAGUUUGAAGCACUUCAGAGUGAGAGGUGAUGAGGUAUCUCCAAUAAAACACAUAUACCUGAAGGAUGACUUGACCGACCGUCUGAAGCACAGCUACCUUCGAAGCAUCACCAACUAUUGCCUCGAAAAAGGAGUGGCGUUAACACCUGCUGCUUACCUUAGAGACGCCGAGAGGAACUGUCCAGAGCCGUCCAUAAGGCUGGCCUCAAGUAGGAAACUAAAUGACGACAACAUAACGUUAGUAUGUUCGUUAUUAGACGAGGCCUAUGAGAAGGUGGGACCUAAACCUGAUUUGAGAUUACUGUAAGUUAGAAGUACAUAGUUUUGUUUAAAGUUUUAUAUGUAUUUUAAAC